Molecule: messenger RNA, 5130 nt
Organism: Trichomonas vaginalis G3
Lineage: Eukaryota; Parabasalia; Trichomonadida; Trichomonadidae
Exons: 1
Coding region: 1-5130 (1709 amino acids)
Source: RefSeq, a predicted model, not a curated record
AUGAAUGAUGAAAAAACUUUUUAUCAGAGGGUAGAUCAGAUAAUUUCCUCUAAAUCUAUGUCAGCACAAGAUUUACAGGAUUUAUAUCAGUUCUUAACCGCUUGUUCUUCAAGUUCCCAAGAAAAUCAAUUUCUUGGUCAAACUUAUUCAACUAUUCACAAGGAAUUAACAAAAGAAAAAAUAAAAUCACUCUUUGAAGUCAUUAAAUCGACAUUCAAAACAGGAGAUCCAUGUUUUCACCUCGUUUUAAUCGUAGUAAUGCAUUUAAUUGCACAAGACUUACCAUUUUUCGUUAAAGAUAUUCUUACUCCAUUGUUUGACUCGAAACUCGACGAAGAAUUAUUGAUUUGUGCAUACAUUUCCAGGCAAAUUUUAGAUCCAUGUACUGGCUUUCUUAAAUUCGCAAGCCAUGAUGGAAAAGAAAAUCACGAUUAUUGGGGCAAUGGAAGCGAAGAUCUGAAAACCGAAUUUGGCGUUGCUAUAACGAAAUUACGCAGUCUUGUGUUUAAUAAGGGCGCUUCUCUCCUCAAAGCUACUACAUCGAAAGACCGUAAUGGAAAUAUUUUUUACAAUGUAUCAAUCCUUGCCAAUAUUCAGAACGUUAUUGUUCCACCAAAUUACCGCGUUGGCGAUUUUUUAUGCGGGUUCCCACGCAGGCCAGAGAUCGCUAUUAAUCUUUCUACGCUUCAGGAUCAAUCAAUCUUUACUCAACCCCAUAAAAUUGAACCAGAUAAAAUUUCUCCCGCCAUUCAAACAUGGGCCAAGAUGUUUGGAUUCAUGAAUUCUAUUGGUGCCAAGGAACUUAAAUUGCAAAUGGAUUUCGCAUCAAAUGUUGUUACAAAAGAUACUCCAUGUGUUCUGUUUCUGAAGCUCAUUCCGUUCCUCAACAUCAGUGAAUUUCCAGCAGAUAUUUUAAGAAAUGCAAUCGACCAAUUAAUUUACUCAAACGUUGAAUUCAGCUCGUUUAUUUUGAUAUUAAUUCAGUCGAUCUUACUUAUUUACCCAGAUACAACUAAUAUAAUAUUCGACAAAUUAUUCGAGUUCGUUGAUCAGAUCGGAACUCUUACUGUUUCUCAACUUUAUUUGUUAAUUUUCUCAAUUGGCCGGUUUAUGGAAAUUCUUUACUGCCACAAAGUCAGGAAACUUACGAACGAAGCUCUUACGAAGCUAGAUUCCCUUACUCUCCUUGCUUUUUGCGCUCCAUACAAUGGAAUCCGAGAUGGAGCCCUCAGAUUAGCAUUUGCCAUAUCUAGAUACGAAACAGGUAUCAGAGAGAACACAGUUUAUUCAGUAUUUAACUCCUCCUCGAAACAAAUUGAACAAGAAUUCGUAUCUUCAAUCAAAUGCUUCCCCCUUAUCUCCCUUCUUCAUCCCACAGAUAACAUCACUGCCCCUACAGUCAUAGAAGUCAUGAGAUGCUCGGAAGAACUCAUUUGGCAGAUAAUGUUGAGCGGAUUAGCCAAACAAAUCACAAAAAGCCUUGACCAGAACCUCAUUCGUCAAUUCAAGCAUGACGCAAUCAAGUUGCUUGAGACAAUGGACAGUUCCAGCUUCUCUAGAAGAUAUGCAAUAAAUAUUCUUAUGAAUUUGACGAUAAUUCCUGUAGAAUCGAAUGACAAAUCGACCAUUCGUAUUGUUCUCGAUAACGCCGCAGCUUGUUUAAGCGAACUUUACCCAGAUGUCAUAUUCUUAUUCACAACUUGUCCUGAAACAAUGUUCCUUCCAAUUAUUGAAACUCUACUUCACUCAGACGACAUAUUAAUCCAAGUUACAGCAACAGCAACCUGCGGAUUGACUUGGAAUUCCCAGUUUUCAAAGGCAUUGGAUAACCCUCAAUUUUUGUCACUUUUCCAAACCUUAUUUAGAAAACUGACAAAAGAUGUUAACAGCUUUUUGAUAGACGAAAGUAUCAAGACGAAAGAUGUUAAGAAGGAUGUCAGUACAAGUAUUAUUUAUAACCAUGUUGUUUUACGAGAUUUCGUUUUAACAACAUAUCAAUUAUUAGAUUUCUUGACGAAAAAAUUUUCAUCAAGACCUAAAACACCUUUCCCAUGUUUUGAUAUCAUCACUGAUGUUGAACAGAAAGAGUUAUUGAACAUGGAAUCCACGUUUGAUUCAUUGAUUAUCAUUGCGACAACAGAGUUCAAUGAUCCAGACAAUAAUCUCCAUUUUUACACAAUUAGAACGAUUUCUUUGUGGUUGUGUUGUUGCAGAUUGAGGAAGAGUGAUUUAAUGAAUACAAAUGAUUUCAUUGACCAGCUCGAGAAGUUCAAUGAUGUGAUGCUAUUGGCGAAUUCAUUGAUCCAUCAAUUCAACGAUUUCCUUCCAAUUUUCUUGAAGAGAUCAAUCCAAGAAAAUGGUUCUCUUUAUUUCGACGCUCUCUGCAUUUUCUUCAGAGCACCUCAUAAAUUUGCGACAGGACCAACAGCUGUAUUGGUUUCUCAAUGGGAAUCAAUAGAUCCUGAGCCGAAUGAAGAGAUGCAAAACGCAAUGCAGUAUUUGUACGAAGAAGGAGGAAACUUUUUAGCAAUGUGUUUCUUUUAUUUGGUUUCUAAUGACAAAAAACAAAGAGAUAACUCUUUCAUCAUGUUGUCAUCAAUUGUUCCUUUAUUAGUAGCUUACCAUGAUAGAUGCCAGGCUGAUAGAUUGGUUGAUCUCCUCGGAACACUUAGGAAUUUCUCAACUUUGACAAUGGCGACAGAAAAUGUCAAUAAUUUGUGUACAAAAUUGGUCGAAUAUUUGUCAUUUAUGACAGAAUCUGUCAUUGACAGAUAUAUUGACGCGAUGUUAUCUAAGCCGACAAUGGAGACUGACAGGUUAUUCCACCCUAUAUUGCCUUGGAUUAACUCGAUCUCCCUUGACUUAGAAAACAGAGUUGUUUCAAGAAACACAGACUUCAUUUUCCUGAGAUUUUCUUGUUUCUCUUUUGUCGAAAAAGUUCUCUCAAUUUUCGAACCGAUGUCAAGAAAAGUCGAGGACUCAUUGGGAAUUGUCAUAUGGCAAUCACUCGCAAAGAAGUCUUCUUACGAGUUUGUCAUCAACGCUUUGUUAAGUUUGGCUUUGAAUUCUGAAAAUUCACAAACACAACCAACUGUUGCUGCAAUAAUUCAAGCAUUUUACGUGGCAGAUCCAGAAAAAGUCGUUGACAUUCUCGUCAAACAUUUAUCGUUCAUGUAUUGGCUCCAUAACGAUAUUUUCGGAGGUUUAAUCGUAAAUAAGGUUAAAAGUGACAAUGACGAUAACUUGUCACAUGGUCGGUUGAUAUUUAGCAUCUUAUUAGAGAUAUCGAGGACAUCAGCUGCUGUUAUAUUGAAACAUCUCCCUGUUUUAUGCGGAUUUGUUUUAAUUCAUAAAUGUGACACAUUGAAAACGAUUGUCAGAAAAAUUUUCACAGAAGUACAGCAACAACUUGGCAGGAAAGCUCCACAAAGACUUGAGAUUAUUACACACGAGUUGGAUAAUAACAGAGUUCAGUUAGCAACGAGUUAUUACAACUUGAUGAAUGAUUUCGAUCCGAAUUUGGCGAAUGAAUUCACUUUGUGUCUUUUGAGAUGGGCUUUGUGUUGUGGAAACAUCAAGAAAUCAACACUCGCUGUACAGAGUUAUACUGGAUUACCUGUUAAUCCUCCUGAGCCAAACAUUGUUGGUUUGUUCUCAAGAGCUUUUUGGAUUGUUACUUCCGCUCUUUCUGAAAUAGAUGACUUCAAUUCCGCUGUUUUGGAAAUAAAUUACGUCGCAGAAAUCGCAGGAGCUUUCUUAACAAUGGCAAGGAUAUCUGAUGAAAAAGGAGUUUUGACACAUAACCCAGCUCUUUUCUGGGUUCCAGCUGAAUUGUUGAAACUCAAUUUCGCAUCACAAAGUCCAAUAUUUAAACAGAGUUUGAAAGCUCUUUGUUUCUAUUUUGAAAGGAAAUCGUUAUUCGAAGCAAUUUCCGGACAAAAUCCAGAAAGAAAUGACAGUAAUUGUUUCGUUCCAAGCGUGUUCAUGAGAUUCCUUGCUCCUUGGCAUGAAGAAAUCGAAGGAUUCAGUUCUUUGAUCAUGAAUUCGACUGUUGAUGAUUUAGAUACAUCUCUCGCAAUCCGCGCGCUUUGUUUGAUCGCGCAAUGUGGUUUUCCAGCUCUGUUCUCGAGAUCUGAGUCAUGGGCUGAAUGUUGCGCGUUGACAUUGUUGCCGUGGAUGUGGAUGGUUUCGACAAAUGAUUACGGAAGAGCAAUUUACGUUUCUGAUGAGAACUCAAUGUUUGUUUCAACUGCAAACAGUUUGGCUCAAUAUAUCAAAGACGAAGAAGUCUCAAACGCUUUGAAGAACAUGAGUACAUUUAACUACAUCACAUUGUAUAAUGAUGUUAAGUUAAUCACUGAAAAAUGCGGAAGAAAAAUGUCAAAAGAAGAAUUGAGAAGUUUCGGAAAUUGGUGCUGCAAUUUACUGAAAUUCGGUGAUGAAAUGAUGAAGAUUCCGCUUUAUACAAUUGUUUCUUGGUUAUCAGAAGAAGUCAAAGAUUUGCCUGAUUUGAUGCCAGAAUUCAUUUAUUCGGCAAUUAAUGAUCAAAGCCAUGAAUUCGCUCCUUUCGUAAGUUUGUUGAAAGCGAAAGUUCCAGCGAACAUCAAACUCGAACCGAAAGAAAAGAAGGAAUUCCCGCAGAUGCACAUUUUCGAGAGAAUCGUCGUCUGCGACAUUCCUUCUCUCUACGAUGUCAACACUUUGGGAGAAACAGAAGUUGUCUGCGAAGAUGUCAACUCAUUGGUUCCUAUUUCGCCAAUAACUCCUGCAAUCAAAGAUACUCCAACAGUUCAAAGAAUAAGAAGUGCUCUGCAAAGAGUCCACUUCCCUCCAUUCGAAAGCUGGGCACAGAUGAGUGCAAGAGGUGCUGCAACAAUGUUGGGAGUUACAGGAUUGAGCGAAGUAAGGAGAACUAAAUGGAAUGCAGCUGCUGUAAUUAACCAGGCUUUGGAGUUGUUGGCAAAUGAACCUCCAAAGAAUGAAGAGGAAGAAGAGGAAGAAGAACUUCCUGAUCCAAUGGGAUUGAUCCCUGUUGUUGCUUCUGCAUUCAUUCCAACAAUGGAUGAUGUUAAUGAAAUAGGUGCAAAUCUGUUCGAUGAAGAUGGAGAAGUUGGCGAAUACUAUGAAUAA